This is a messenger RNA of Polistes dominula (European paper wasp), 6528 nucleotides long. RefSeq names its product mediator complex subunit skuld (gene skd). Gene Ontology annotation, biological process: positive regulation of transcription by RNA polymerase II. The record is from RefSeq and is a predicted model, not a curated record. Gene Ontology annotation, cellular component: mediator complex. Gene Ontology annotation, molecular function: transcription coactivator activity. NCBI's taxonomy places the organism in Eukaryota, Metazoa, Arthropoda, Insecta, Hymenoptera, Vespidae.
GCCGUGCGAUGGAGAAGCCAUGACGCAUCCGUCGCAUCAAACCAACGGCGCCAGCCUGGAGGACUGCCACACGAAUUUCUUCGCACUGACGGACCUCUGCGGUAUAAAAUGGAGGAAACUCGUGUGGGGCGAAGUUGCCGGGGGUUUCGGGGGUACACCACUGGAGGAUCCGGUACUGUCGAGCUUCUCGCGUUGCCUCGCGGGUGACAUUCUGUGCGUGUGGCGAAGGGUCGCCGCCACGCCGGCUGCCUCUGCUGGCGGCCCGGCAACCGCUUCUGGACCCGGCCCUGGCAUCUUCGAACUGGGCAUUGCGCCCUCUCCAGCUCCUCCGCCACUAUCUCUGACUGCAGCCAAGGAACUCUGGAUUUUUUGGUACGGCGAGGAACCCGAUCUUUCUGGUCUCGUCUCGCCAGAACUUAUUGCCUGCGAAAGUGAACAAGGAUCAUGGGAAAGUGGUUUGUCGUACGAAUGCCGGUCUCUUCUUUUUAAAGCUCUUCAUAAUUUGAUCGAGCGGUGCUUAUUGUCACGUGACUUUGUUCGAUUAGGAAGGUGGUUUGUGCAACCAUACGAUGGCUUUGAAAAACAUCGUUGUAAUAGUAGCCAUUUGUCAUUCUCCUUCGCAUUUUUUGUGCACGGAGAAAGCACCGUAUGUGCGAGCGUGGAUGUCCGACAGCAUCCCGCAGUACGACAUCUUACUAGGGCAUGUUUGCAACGCACUCAAACGUCUCAAUCCGGCGUUAAGGUGAUCUUGGCCCCUUAUGGAUUGGCGGGAACUUUAACAGGCCAAGUUGGACGAAUGGAUAGUCAGCUUCUGGAAGAAUGGAAACAUUUCUAUCCGAUUAAUAAUAAUAACGCGGAAACAGGAUUAUCACCGCUCGUGGAAGUUCUCGUUGGUGGUGUACGCAUGCGUUAUCCUUCAUGUUAUGUAUUAGUUACGGAUAUGGACGAUAUACCACCGGGUGCUCCAUUAUCGCCACCAAAUAGUCCUAUUAGUUGUGAAAAUUCUUUUCCCAUUGAACAAGAUUUUGGAGCUGCCACGGAAUUACCAGAACGUGUAUGGGCAGAAUGUACUUUAAGUUCGCCGGCAUCCGCUUCCAAGACAGAAUCUUCCACAGAACUUGGAACUUGGACAUUUGUUGAACCGACGCAAAAGGCUUCCUGUACUUGCUCUAAGUAUACCAACCCCGGGGGUUGGAAGGGCCUGGUCUCCUCACAGGUUCAGAGGGAGAGAGUAGAUAAAGGUGGACGGAGGGUCGUACCAUUUCAUCGACGCUCUACCACCCAGUGGGAUGCUUGCCCCUCUGUUCCUGCUAGUGCCCCCAGGUCCGUAUUGAGCAGAGUAGAAGCACCGAGUACACCACCAGAAGGACCACCAUCUUAUUCGAGAGGUCCACCCACCGGAGGAGAUUGUUUACCGGUUCCAUCGGUGGGAUCGCCAGGAUCGCCGGCACCAUCUCCACUUCCAACUCCGCAUUCUGAGCCUGCAUCGGUUCCACCAGCGGAACCGACUAUGCCUACGCUCAGUCCACAACCACCACCCAGUCACACAAACACUGCCCCUCCUUUAACUCCGUCACAAGGUCCAAAAUCGGCAUCUUCUGCAUGUAAUAACCAGGCACAUAGUCCUUUACCUGGGCAAACAUUAAAACGACCAAUCUUAGCCUCUAGAGAAUACGAAGGUGCUCUUUUAGAAGAUGAACAACCUUUGUCUUGGCUUUAUGAUUAUUCAACGCAAGAAGCUUGGCUCAGUCAUCCUGUGAAACGUUUUAAAGGUUCAACGAGCGGUCCAACUAAUGUUCGAAGUAACACUCUAUAUCCACCGAUGAAUUUGCAAGCUUUACAACAACCUCAAGCACCAAAAUUAGAAAUUAAACAGGAACCAAACGUAACAACAAGCGAUUGUAUCGGAAGAAGAUCGGAUCCUUACGAAUUUGAUGCUAUGGGGGAAGAGAAUAAUACCAACGUCGACGGAUUAAGACGGCAAAGAGACGAUCCACCUAAGCCAGGAUCUUUAUUUACUAGCGAAGGUCUUCAAGCGUCUUAUAAGGAUUUAGAUCAAAUAUUCGAUAAUUCUGAUCCUGACACUUCGAGCGAUGAGACCUUUCAGAACUUAAAUCAGCUCCAAGUCCAAACACCACCGGGUUCCAAUAAAUCGGGUGGCAUGCACGAAGAGACAAGGAUAGACGGUACAAAUAAGCACAACAAUCGUGGUGUAGGAGUAUUACGACCCGAAGAACUCUCCAAAAUGUUUCCAACGCCACCAUCUUUGGAGCACAAUCCGGUCGCUUCGCCGUGCCAGUUGAGCGAUCCGCUUGCAGAUCAAACCGAUCUCUCGGUUCCGCAACGUCCACUCAGACAUCUCCCGGAUAUUUAUCCUAAUAUGGGAUCACCGCAAGAAGAACCAAUCGACGAUUGGUCAUUCGUGUUCAAGCCAGCUCCCAUUUGCAAGAUGGUUGGUUCUUCCAAAUAUGCCCCACUUACAAAUUUGCCUAGCCAAUCCCUUCCACCUGUUACACUGCCAUCGCACUGCGUGUACAGACCUUCCUGGCAGUGUAGUUCGACUUCCAUCAAUUCGGAUAAACCUCUUCCACCGUCUAGACCCGGAUCUGUUCAACAACAACAACAACAACAACAGCAGCAGCAACAACAACAACAACAACAGCAACAGCAACAACAACAGCAACAACAACAACAGCAACAGCAACAACAACAACAACAACCUUGCCCACCGAGCCCAGCGCCAUUAGGCGCUCCAUACCGUACGACUACUCUUCCGGGUAGGCCGCCACCACCGCCGUAUGACCAACCGAGCCCAGCUACUUCCACAACAUCUUCGUAUUUAAAUAAGAAUUUAAAUAGUAUUGAGGCAGACACUCCGGGCCCAACUCGUGCACCGGAAUCCAAUUCUCUCGUAGUGAAUAUACUUUUGGGUGAUACGGCAUUAAAUAUUUUCCGCGAUCAUAAUUUCGAUAGUUGCAGUCUAUGCGUAUGCAAUGCAGGUCCAAAAGUCGUUGGUAACAUAAAAGGUGCCGAUGCAGGUGUUUAUUUAACGAACUCUUGGGGAAAUGGUAGUGCUUUGAUUCAAGAUGACGAUCAAAUCAGGUGCAGCUGUGGCUUUAGUGCUGUAGUGAAUAGGCGAUUAGCUCAUAAAGCAGGAUUGUUUUAUGAAGAUGAGAUGGAAAUAACGGGAAUUGCCGAAGAUCCGACGGAUAAAAAGAAAGGAUCGCUUGGAUUGGUGGCGUGUAACGGAGGUAAAUCGGUCGAAGGAUUAGACGUUAUACCUUCUAACGUCUUGGAAUUACUUCGAGAGCAAUGCUUGUUGGUACAAAGUUCUGCGAGCAGUCUUUACAGAGCGGCAAGAAAUUAUGCCAGUACGAAAAGUUAUCCUAUGCACGCGCCAACGGUAAAUACUCUCGAAUUUAAUGAUGGCAACGAAGUUUCCCUCGCAGCAUUGGAUCAGGGAAAGAUCGAUACUACGCAUAGUGAAAGGACUAAUCGCGUUAAUGGCAUACACCGUUGGGUAUUUCUAAGAGCUCGGGGUCCUCAGUGUAGCGGUGAUAUCGUUAGAAUGAUGAGAGCCCUGCAGCCACUUCUGCAAGAUGCGGUACAGAAAAAAUGUACUACCAGAAUGUGGGAAGCUCCUUAUACUGUAGCUGGACCUCUUACUUGGAGACAAUUUCAUCGUUUGGCUGGACGUGGAACUGACGAUCGUUGCGAACCACAACCGAUACCCGCGCUCGUUGUAGGAUACGAUAGAGAUUGGCUGUCAUUAGCACCUUAUGCUCUUGGUUAUUGGGAGAAACUAUUGUUGGAACCGUACGCUGGCCCGAGGGAUAUCGCUUACGUUGUUGUUGCGCCGGAUAGCGAUUGUGUAGUCAGCAAAGUCAAAUCAUUUUUCCGUGAACUCUCAACCACUUACGAAAUCUGUCGAUUUGGAAGACAUACGUCCAUUUCAAAAUUAUUACGCGACGGAAUUCUUCGCGUGGGUAAAUCAUCGGCACAAAAGUUAUCGAAGCAACCGAUCGAUGAUUGGUUCAAGUGUCUUGGUGAAAAUCGAAUAGGAGAAUUGUUGCGAUUGUAUGCUCAAGUGUGUAAUCAUCGGCUGGCACCUUAUUUGACCCAGGUUAUACAAGAUCGAAGUUUAUUAGAUCCUGGCGAUGUUCAAUUACCAAAUAAGCAACAACAGCAGCAACAACAACAACAACAACAGCAACAGCAAACGACUACUCCUGUUACCGAUACAAUGCCAGCAACGCCUGAUGUCAUGACAACAAAGCCAGAAUCAGUUGAAAGCGAAAAUCCAAGAAGCGAGACUCCCUCGAAUACAUCGAAUCCAAAUUCGAAUAUCGGUAAUACUACACCGACUCCGCAAUUGUCAAGCGGAAAUUCAACAACGACAAUAGGACCUGACGAGGAGGAAGUCGAAUCACCAGCUGUUGUUGUUUAUUUAAUUGAACCAUUCUCUUUGGGAGGACCUGAAGAUUCAGAUCGUCGACGGCUCGCUAUACUGGCUCUUUUACGGGCGUAUUCAACUGCUGUGAAUAGCAUGCCUGAAAAUAUUAGAUCUAACAUAAAUGUUCAGUUAAUAUCGCUGGAAAGCAUAAUGGAAUUAGGUCGGGCAAGAGAAAGGAGAAAGAAAGAAGAUGAGAUGAGAGCUUUGGCUUUGAACGUGUUUCUUCAAGGACGUCGUUUGCUCAACCAUAAUUCCACAGUAAAGAGUCUUACCGGUUUUGGUACCGCAGCCGCCGCAGACUUAUUCCUGAAAAGUAAAGAUGAUUUUUUACUUUACAACUCCUUGACAACUCAGGAACGGAACAAAGCACCGUACCGACUGUACGCACCAGCUUACGUAUUGGCCCCUUUAAGAGCUAAAAGCGAGGCUCCGGAAUCAUUUGGAAUUGCUGGACCAGAAGAAUGUGCUGUACUGUAUUUGAGUUAUUGCCUCAGCGAAGAUCAAUCCUGGUUGUUGGCCGUGGCAACGGACGAUAGAGGGGAAAUAUUUGAAACUGCUACCAUUAACAUUGACAUACCUAAUAGGAAACGAAGAAAACGUGCAUCUGCCAGAAGAAUUGGAUUACAAAAACUUAUGGACUUUAUUCUUGGUGUGAUGUCUCAAGGUGUGCAACCGUGGAGAUUAGUUGUAGGUCGUGUUGGGCGUAUAGGACAUGGAGAAUUGAAAGGUUGGAGCUGGCUACUUUCUAGAAAAGCCCUUUUAAAAGCUUCGAAACAUUUGAAAGAAAUAUGUGGACAAUGCAGUCUUUUAUAUCCGUCAGCAGCACCCUGUGUACUAAGCGCAUGUUUAGUAUCCCUAGAACCUGAUUCUACUCUCAGACUAAUGGCCGACCAAUUUACCCCUGAUGAAAGGUUUAGCCAAGCAUCAGUAAACUGCCAAUUAUCCACACCACAAGAUGUUACAUGUACUCAUAUCCUUGUUUUUCCUACGUCGGCUACUACUCAGUCAUCCCAGACUGCCUUUCAAGAACAACAUAUAAAUGGACCAGAAUUAGGAGACGACGAAUUAUUUUCUGCUUUGAAUGAUGACAUGCCAGAAGCCAUGGAAGGCAUGGGAGAUUUCAAUGAUAUUUUUAAUGUAUGGCCCGAAGCGGGUGCAGGUGGUGGCCAAAGCCCUAGCGGAAGUCCUCAUCGUCCCGAAGGAUCCCCGUUAGGAGGAGACGGCGGUGGUUCUGGUUUAGGCAAUCACGAUGGACCAGGCAGCCCUUUUCAAUGCAGUAAUGCAUCCAGAGUAGCCGUUGCUGAACAAUCGGAAGAAGUUGGUACGCUUUUGCAACAGCCGCUUGCUCUUGGUUAUAUGGUGUCUACUGCACCAACGGGACGAAUGCCACCAUGGUUUUGGGCAGCUUGCCCACACCUCGAGGAAGUUUGUCCAGCUUUUUUGAAAAAUGCUUUACAUCUGCAUAGUCCCUCGAUUCAACAAAGUACUGAGGAUCUCCUUCAACAGCAAAGUGCCCUCACUGCUCAUCCACUUGAUUCGCAAUAUACCACCGAUGUACUCAGGUACGUUUUGGAAGGAUAUAACGCAUUGUCAUGGCUCGCAAUCGAUGCAAACACCAAGGAUCGAUUAUCCUGUUUACCGGUGCACGUACAGGCGCUCAUGCAGCUCUACCACGCAGCGGCAGCUCUCGUCUGACCCACACCCUCGUCCUCUCCCUUUACAGUGCAGCAUGUGCACCACUUCUCUCACGCACUCCUUAUUAUAAUGUCAUUUGGGGCUUUACGAGAGCAAUUGGUUCUAUAUGGGCAAUUUCUCUCAUGCAUUAGAAAUGUAGGAUAUCGUUCGAAUACUGAGAACGAGUUUUCGACCAGUUGUUAAUGAAACCAUAAUAUGAACAAAUAAUAUGGCUUUGUUACAAGAAGGAGUAUUUAAAGAAUGAUGUAAAGUGUAAUGCAUUAUAAACAAACAGCAGGUCGUAAGAAACAGCAUGACAAGUCCCUUUACAAUUUUCUAUUCUAGCCCACAAAUGAAAAAUAGAUUUGUAAUUUAUGUUUACAAAUGUGAUACAAAAAAAA